This is a messenger RNA of Danaus chrysippus (African queen), 1593 nucleotides long. The record is from the annotation of a GenBank genome assembly. Lineage: Eukaryota; Metazoa; Arthropoda; Insecta; Lepidoptera; Nymphalidae.
AUGGAAAAGAAAGAAAUCAAACUCGAUUCAGUGCUCGAGAGUCUUGGACCUUACGGACGUUACAACCUUUUGAAUUUCGUCCUGUUGCUUUUCCCGGUACUUUUGAGCAGUUUCUUUGAAUGCGGCUACAUCUUCGAAGCACAGGAACAAACAUACAGAUGUAAAAUAUAUGGAUGCGAGGAAAGAUUCAACGAUACAUCCUGGUUGAAAUACGCGAUACCAACAAACAAUGAGAAAAAUAGACCAGAAUCUUGUUUGAGGUAUGCACUGAACAAUGUCACGUCGAACCAAUGCGUACCUGAAGAUUUCUCAAACAAAACAGAACCAUGCGAAAGUUUUGUUUACGAACCGGGCGAGAGUUUUGUUAAAGAGUUCGACUUAGGUUGCAAGGAAUGGAUGAGAGCUCUUGUUGGGACAGUCCACAACUCUGGGAUGUUCGCAGCUAUGUUAGUCACAGGAGCAAUAUCAGAUAGGUAUGGAAGAAGAGUGGCUGUUGGUUUAGCUGCGACUGCCAGCUUCAUAUUUGGCAUAGCGAGAGCGUUCUCUCCAGAUUACUACACUUAUCUUACGAUGCAUUUCUUUGAAGCUGCUUUGGGAGGAGGGUUAUAUCCAUCAGCUUACGUUUUUGCGGUUGAACUAGUUGGUCUAAAGCAAAGAGUCAUAGUAUCGGCGAUGUGUAACAUGACCUUCGUCGUUGGAGUAGUACUUAUAGCGCUAUUAGCUUGGUUCGUGAACAAUUGGAGGCACUACAUCUUAAUUCUAUACAGUCCGGCCAUCAUGGUCGGAAUUUAUGUCUGGUUCAUGAACGAAAGCGCUAGAUGGUUGCUCAGUAAAGGCAGGAAGGAUGAAGCUAUAACGACGUUAAAGAAAGCUGCCAAAAUCAACAAUCUUGAUCCUCGAAUACUAGAAUUGGAUUCAUUGUGUGAUCCUUUGUUAAAAACGGAUAGUCAGACAGUCGAUAAGAAAUCACAGCUAUCAAAAGCUAUACGUUCAAGCAUAAUAUGGAAAAGACUAAUGAUAUGCUCAUUCCUAUGGAUGACCUGCUCUUUGGUUUAUUACGGGCUAUCAAUAAAUUCGGUUUCGCUAAGCUCUAACAAGUAUGUCAGCUUCAUGCUGGUCGUUCUUGUUGAGAUACCAGCGUACAUAGUUGUGGUCAUAGUGUUGGAUAAGUACGGACGGAAGAAGACUAUGAUAGCUAAUUUCCUGACCUGUUCCAUUACCAGCUUGCUUUUCGCAUUUCUACCUAGAUCUGACUGGUGGUCCCUGCCCCUGUACCUGAUCGGUAAGUGGAGCGUCACACUCACAUACAGUUCAGUGUACAUCUACGUCUCCGAAGUCUUCCCAACUAACAUGAGACAGACGCUCAUCAGUUUCUGCUCUACCGCUGGCAGGAUAGGAUCAUUGAUAGCGCCGCUGACGCCGUUAUUGUCGCAGUACCAUCAAUCAAUGCCGACGGUAAUAUUCGGUGGAAUGUGUUUCAUAUCAAGUCUUCUGGUCAUUAUGUUACCUGAAACAAGGAACAUGAGGUUACCUGACACCAUAGAAGAAGCCGAAGAACUCUCUAAAAUGAAAACCAGAACUGAUUCCACCUAA